Hirsutella rhossiliensis is the source of this 1338-nucleotide messenger RNA. RefSeq names its product NAD(P)-binding domain. NCBI's taxonomy places the organism in Eukaryota, Fungi, Ascomycota, Sordariomycetes, Hypocreales, Ophiocordycipitaceae. The transcript has 4 exons. Gene Ontology annotation, cellular component: cytoplasm. The record is from RefSeq and is a predicted model, not a curated record. The coding region runs from base 1 to 1338 and encodes 445 amino acids.
AUGGCCUUGACUGUCCUGUCAGACGAACAGGUCAGGGUCCUUCUCGAGGGCCUGAGCCUCGACGAGCUGGAAGAGUUUCGACACGUCCUAGCCUCGGCGCUUCACGAAUUCUCGACAAACGCCGAAGCCGACGAGAGCGGCUUCUAUCAGCAGCCGCACCGAACCACGACGCUCCACCCAGCAUCUCGGGCCACGACGCUGUACAUGCCAUCAUGCGGUCCCCAAGGCAUGGGAUGCAAAGUCGUCUCCUUGACUUCGUCCGAGGCCACCGAGGACCCUUCCAUCAAGCCCAUUAGCCCGACUGGCGUCGUCAACCUGCUCACGCCCGACGGCAAGCCCCUAGGCCUCAUCCAGGCGAGCACGCUGACUGCCUUUCGCACCGCCCUCGGAUCUGCGUGCCUUCUCAACCGACGCAACCACGUCAAGACCAUUACCGUCUUCGGCAGCGGCCUGCAGGCCUACUGGCACGUCCGUCUCGCCCUCAUGAUGCGAGGCAGCACCAUCAAGCACGUCAACGUCAUCAACCGCCGCUUCUCCGCCAACGCCAGUGGUAUUCUUAAGAAGUUUACCAUCAUACCCCAGGCCAUAAAGGAUCGCGAGGGCUGGGCGCAGGCUAAAUUUGGCAUCUUGACGCCCACCUUUCACGAGUACGAACGCCUGCUCAAGGAGCAGAUCCGCAACUCCGACGUCAUUUACUGCUGCACGCCGUCCCGGGAGGAUCUCUUCGACGCCUCCAUCCUCACGUCUCACGAGGGCAGGAAAAAGGGCAGACUCAUCGUCGCCGCUACCAAGGUUCACGACAAGCAUCACAGGCAUUUCCACAAGCACGCCGAAGAGGCAGGCGUCGUCAUCGUCGAUACCCUGGAAGGCGUGCUCAAGGAGGCGGGUGAGAUCAUCUCCGCCAAGAUAAACCCCAACCAAUUGGUCGAACUGGGUGAGCUAGUCAUGCUCCACCGCCUGGCCAUUGAAGAGUCAGAAACAGAUACGACCGGCUCGCAGACGCCCCCGUCGAUGGAUUCGGAAAGCCUGGAUCUCAGUGAAAAGGCGUCGUCCAUGUCCACAGUCUACAGCGACCAGCCGCGACGGCCAAGCAGACCCUCGAGCCCCAUGUCAUCUGGCCACGUCCGCAAACCCAGCUUCCCGCUGCCGUUUCGAAAGAGCUCCAGCAGCUCCAUCGAACCGGAGAAGAAAAAGGAGGAUUCGCUGUCUCGUUGGCUUCGGGACGGCACGGUUGUGUACAAGAGCGUUGGGUUGGGCCUCAUGGAUCUGGUGGUGGGGAUGCAUCUGGUCAAGCUUGCGAAUGCGAAACAAAUUGGCACGCAAAUCGAAGGUUUUUAA